UGGAUAAGCAUAAAACGUGGUCGUUUCAUACAGCUCGUAUAAAACCCCAUUCUUCAAAAUAAAACCUCCUUUGAUUGAAUGAUUGACUCAGUUUUUGUUUCUCUUUCCUCCUCCUCCUGGUUUCGCUGUGCAAAGUCAGCACGAGAAUAGCCUUUCGAUCUUCAAAAGGUUGAAAGAACCGCGAAAAUCAUAAAGCUUUUGAUCUCCGAUUAAAGUAAUUUAUUCAUUGGGUGAAUGGCGUCUUCUUCGGAUGCAUGGGUGAGAGAGUACAACGAGGCUUUAAAGCUAUCAGAGGAUAUAAAUGGCAUGAUGUCAGAAAGGAGUUCGUCGGGUUUAACGGGGCCUGAUGCUCAACGUCGCGCUUCUGCAAUCCGAAGAAAGAUCACCAUUUUGGGCACCCGCUUAGACAGUCUGCAAUCCCUUCUCGUUAAGGUUCCUGGGAAGAAGCAACAUGUGUCAGAGAAAGAGAUGAAUCGGCGCAAGGAUAUGGUUGGGAAUUUGAGAUCAAAGGCGAACCAGGUGGCAUCUGCCUUGAACAUGUCGAACUUUGCAAACAGAGACAGCUUGCUUGGGCCUGAGACAAAGCCGGAUGAUGCAAUGAACAGAGUCUCUGCCAUGGACAACCAAGGCAUUGUUGGAUUCCAACGACAGGUUAUGAGAGAACAAGACGAAGGGCUCGAGAAAUUGGAGGAAACGGUCAUGAGUACCAAACACAUUGCUCUCGCUGUCAAUGAAGAGCUCACUCUGCAGACGAGGCUUAUCGAUGACUUAGACUACCAUGUGGAUGUAACCGACUCACGCUUACGGCGUGUGCAGAAGAGCCUUGCGGUGAUGAACAAGAGCAUGAAAGGCGGUUGCUCGUGCAUGUCCAUGCUCUUGUCAGUGCUUGGAAUCGUUGGGCUUGCUCUUGUGAUUUGGCUGCUGGUCAAGUACUUGUAAUGCCAAUAUGAUGAUUACUUAUGAAAGUUUAUCCUCUUAUUUCCUCUAUGCGAAUGGUUGUUAUCUGUUUCCUCUUUUGUGCUCUUGGCUUUUUCUUCCCUUCCUUUGAUUCUUCUUCCGCUGUGACACAAAGAAGAAAAUCGCUGCGUGAACCCUUAGAAAAAAGAAGUACAUAAUCUGUAUUUGACGAAUUGUAAUCAAAGUUGUCAUUUGUCUCUAUAUAUUGCUCCCACCUGGUUCAAGAAAAAGCUGUAUUACUAUCUAUCUUUCAUCUGCAGAUUAAUUAAGAACUUGUGGCUUGUACGAUGC
This is a messenger RNA of Thlaspi arvense, 1248 nucleotides long. NCBI's taxonomy places the organism in Eukaryota, Viridiplantae, Streptophyta, Magnoliopsida, Brassicales, Brassicaceae. The record is from the annotation of a GenBank genome assembly.